Messenger RNA from Soboliphyme baturini, 1305 nucleotides. The record is from the annotation of a GenBank genome assembly. Lineage: Eukaryota; Metazoa; Nematoda; Enoplea; Dioctophymatida; Soboliphymatidae.
AUGGAAGAUAUUCCAUGCGAAAACGUGCGUUGGGCAGAUUCACAAGUAGAAAUCUUCAACUUCGAUGCAGCAAUGCGAGAAAGCGUCAGAAAAAUCGCUAAUGACUUCCGCGCCUUGGUCGCUCAAGGUAGAGCUGGAGAAACAACGCCAGAUGGGAAACGUCCGGUUAGGCAACCACCAGCUAAGAACAUGAAACGUCUGGCGUGGAACGACACUCUGGAAGAGCUUGCAGUGGAUUUGGCUCGUUCGUGCGAAUUCGAACAUGAUACGCGUAAAAAGGAACCCUAUUACGGUAAAUUUGGCCAGAACCUGGCUUUCGAGUCCGCUCCACUAGACACUGUGUACACGAAGGACGUUGUGCUGAAACUCGUGAAAAGUAUGUCUCAAAGUUGGUUUGAUGAACACUACGAUUUUCGGUACGGUCCGCUGCCCUCUGGAGUCAUGAUGUCGUACCUCCAUUAUACACAAAUGGUUGCAGAGAAAACCAGCAGCAUCGGCUGCGCUUUCGCCGUGUGCUGGCCGCUGAGAGGCUAUGAAAAAAACAACUACUACAAAUACGCUUAUUUCGUAUGCAACUACUCUCCAAUGGGUAACUGGAUUGGACAAGCACCUUAUGAAAGUGGUAACCAAGAGUGCACGGAAGCGGGAUACACGCGAAAGGAGGCAAACGGUCUUUGUUCCCCUAACACUGGCCCUCUUGUAAAACAGAGACCUGUAACCUCCAAAACUACAGCGGGACAGACCAAAGGAAGAACGGAUGCUCCAAAGCUGCAGACACCAAAUGGUAAUGAAGAGUACACAACGUUUCUGGCGCACCAUACGCAAAACUUCGUGGACUCGUGUUCAUUGAGAGACGAUGUAGACGGCUUGAACGUGAACAUUGCAACGACCACGUCAAGAACGAACGUUUCUCCGAAAUUAAAGAUGAAGAUAGUCGUAGGAAGCCUCAAACGCUGGUUCAAUGAAGAGAAGAACUUUGUGUACGAGUCUAACUCGUGCGCAAGUGGCAAAGUUUGCAAAAAUUUCCGACAGAUGAGCGCUCAAGGCGUUACACGCUUCGGAUGCGCAAUGACGGAAUGCCCCCAGGUAAAAAGUACCACAAACAAAUAUCAGAACCCGGAAAAGAAGUACUUGUACUUCGCUUGCAAGUUCCUCAAAACGAUAAAUGCAGCAACCACGCCACUGUAUGAAAAGGGCAAGCAAACGUGCUCAAUCGCCGGUUAUCCCCAUUUGGACAAAAAUGGACUGUGCACUGCCACGUUCAACGCGAAAAACACACUACGUACCUACGGCCAGUCAUCGUAA